CAUAAAUGUCACCCUAAGUUUAUAAGUUAUACAUCAAAUCAAAUUAGAAACUAGAUGUUUACAACAGAGAAUUUUAAACUUGAGAGGGUAGAAUGUUUGAACUAUUUUGAUUGGUUUUUGCAAUUUUGCCGUAUAGCAACCCAUUUUGGAUCACGGAUCGUCUUGUCCACACAGCCACUCGAUCGUCCCCCCUUAUCCCUCCUUGUCCGUCUUGCUCUGCUUUGUCGCGAGCUGGGCAAUGGCUAUGCCGCUGCCGCCGCCGCCUCGUCCUCCUCUUGUACGGGGACGGCUCGUCGGAGUAGGACCACCUUCACCAGCAACCUCCCAAACCCAGCGCCCGAUGCCCCCCGCAUCCCUGCGGCUGCUUCGCUGCCGCUGUCAACGCUCGGAGGGACCGUGGAGGACGUCGACGUCGACGAAGGGGAGGAGGCGGUGGUGGUCCGACGAGGAUCUGGAGGAAGAAGAGGAAGACGAGGAGUACGAAUACGAGGACGGCUUGCCGGGCGGCUCAGCCCAGCAGCUGUUCGGCGAGCCAUGGUUUUCCAAGCUCUUCCGGGCGUACGGCUAUGUGCUGCCGCUGCUGCUGGCGUCCAUGCUGGUCGCCACGGGGCCCAAAGCUUUCCUCAUGGCCAUGGCGCUGCCGCUCGCUCAGUCCGCCAUCUCCUGGGUCGUCUCCUUCUUCACCACCCGUGGGAGGGAGCAGCAGGAGGAGUCGUACGAAUACCAAUACGACGGCGAUCCUCCCUUCGAACGCCGAGAGGUAGACUACGACGACUACUAUGAGGGCGGAGCCCGGCAAUGGCAGAGCAGAAGCUACCAGCAACCUAACAAAUCAGGCUCCAGUUUUGGAGGAUGGGAUGACCUCCUCUACGACGAGGACCAGAGACAGCAGGAGAGCACAGGCAAGAGGACGACGCCACCUGAGCCCGACACGGCUGCUGCCACUGCCGAUCUGGGAAUUGGAUUGCGGUCGAGGAGAGGUCCACGACGCAGCAAUGGCGGCAUGUCCCGAGGAAGAAGCGGCGGCAGCAGGAGGUAUAACCAAGCGCCACUGUUGACGCGCCUUCUCGUGGCAUUGUUCCCCUUCCUCGGCUCAUGGUUCAGGAUACUCUAGUUCGAGGACAAACCGAGAGAGAACGAGAACAGAGAGGAAGCAGCUUUCUGGUUUGAUUCAUCAUCACAUGCUCACAGUUUCCGUGCCUCAUUGUUUUGGUCAUUCCUGCAAAAUAAAAAACAUAAAUUAAGAAUUUUCCCCCCCUGUUUGUUCGAGAAUCGAACCGUCUGACGUGAAAUUGAGAUGAAAUUUCUGACCUUGUGGUCGACUCAGAUCAGAACAAGAAAGUUUCUGACGAACAUUGGAACAGGCCUGGCCUUCUCAUUCAUUCGCCGUCCUGGUGCUGUUGUUUGCCUACUCUACAUCGUACAUGCGGACCAAUGGACCAUGCGCGCUCGUCAAACUGAUAGGAGAAGAAAAAAAGGCAUAAAUUUGCGUAAGAAAGUCUCACA
Messenger RNA from Oryza brachyantha (malo sina), 1506 nucleotides. RefSeq lists its product as uncharacterized. Bases 239 to 1114 code for a protein of 291 amino acids. Lineage: Eukaryota; Viridiplantae; Streptophyta; Magnoliopsida; Poales; Poaceae. The transcript has a single exon. The record is from RefSeq and is a predicted model, not a curated record.